This is a messenger RNA of Protopterus annectens (West African lungfish), 3749 nucleotides long. Its product is annotated as zinc finger protein 665-like. The record is from RefSeq and is a predicted model, not a curated record. Gene Ontology annotation, molecular function: RNA polymerase II cis-regulatory region sequence-specific DNA binding; DNA-binding transcription factor activity. Bases 121 to 3495 code for a protein of 1124 amino acids. Gene Ontology annotation, biological process: regulation of transcription by RNA polymerase II. The transcript has 8 exons. NCBI's taxonomy places the organism in Eukaryota, Metazoa, Chordata, Ceratodontiformes, Protopteridae.
GCUUAUAGUUUGGAGCAAUACGUUACACAAGAGUUUACAAAACUGCACCUGUUUCUACAUAACAGGGAAGAAAAACUGCUCCAACAGCUUAAACAUCAAGAAGCAACCUGUCUGAAACAGAUGGCGGAAAACCUUGAAUGUACAAAUAAUGAUGUUUUGGCCAUGCAUAUGGCAGUAUCUGAUGCCAACUGGAAGAGCAGGAAAGAAGUAACAGCAACUCUGGAAGAGAUGGAGAAAAAUGCUGAAUACCUUAAAAAUUAUGUUAUGGGCACACGUGAAGCAGUGCUGCAUUAUAAGUCAAAGUCUGGAAAACAAGAAGUUAUUGGUCUUCUGACGGUUCCAGAAACCUUUGAGGAUGUCGCUGUCACUUUCUCAGAAGAAGAAUGGCAAAAGUUAAAAAAACAAGAGAAGGAACUUCACAGGGAAGUGAUGGUACAGAACUAUGAAACCUUGAUCUCAGUAGGUUACAAAAUCCCGCCAGAGAAGUUAUUACUGCUAAUUAAAGAAGAUCGUGAUAAACUUCAAAAGAAUGAUGUGGAUAGGAACACUGCCACAAAACUGAAGGUUAAUACAAAAGACAAACUCAACAGUGUCAAGCUCUCAGAGUACAGUGCGAGUUUCGGUCAGCAGCUAGCACUUGGGCCACAACUACAUCAACCUUCUGAGAACCUGCAGCAGUGUGCUCAGCCUGUGAAGGACUGCAAUAUACUUCAUCUUUGUACUGCAGCACAGCUGCAGUCUGGGAAGAACUGUGGCAAGAUCCCUGGAUGUGACAAUGGACCACCUCAAUUACAGCAUCCAGCAGAAAACAUACACCAGCAUACUCUGCCUGGCCAUGGCUCUGACAAGCUUCAUCUCACUCCUGCUCCUGUACCACACCCUCACUCAGUACAGAACUGCAGCAAGAGCUCCCAAUGUGACAUGAGUUUUGUUGUACAGCAAAGUCCAGUACCACCUCCGCAGUCUCAUACAGUGGAGAAACCAUAUAAAUGCACUCAGUGCAGUAAGUGUUUUUCACAGAGCAGUUAUCUGAUCCGCCAUAAGGCCAUUCAUAUAGGUUACAAGCCAUAUAAAUGUGCUGAAUGCAGUAAGUGUUUUUCACACAGCAGCUACUUGCUACGGCAUCAAGCCAUUCAUACAGGUGAGAAACCGUACAAAUGUACCAAGUGCAGUAAGUGUUUUUCACAGAGCAGUACUCUCUUACACCACCAAGCGAUACACACUGGACAGAAACCAUAUAAAUGUUCUGAAUGCAGUAAGUGUUUUAUACGAAAGGGUGCGCUAGUAUAUCAUCAAAAGACUCACACGGGGGUGAAACCGCACAAAUGUACUGAAUGUAGUAAGAGCUUCACACAUAAGGGUAAUUUGUUAGCGCAUCAAAAGACUCACAUGGGGGAGAAAACAUACAAGUGUCCCGAAUGCAAUAAGUGUUAUAGAGGCAAGAGUGGUCUCCUCUACCAUCAGAAAACACAUGAAGGUGAAAAACCAUACAAAUGUGAUGUAUGUUCUCGGAGUUUCAUACAGAAGAGUAGACUGCUAGAACAUCAAAAUAGUCACGUGGGGGAAAAACCAUACAAAUGUCCUGACUGUGGUAAGUCUUAUACAGGAAGGAGUGCCUUCUUAUAUCAUCAAAAGACGCACACAGGAGUGAAACCAUACAUAUGUACCGAAUGCAGUAAGCAGUUUAUGUAUCACAGUCAUCUCAUACAACAUCAGGCCAUUCAUAGAAAAAAGUCUAACAUGAAGGAAAGGCCAUAUAAAUGCCCUGAAUGCACUAAGUGUUAUAGACAAAAAAAAGGUCUCCUAUACCAUCAAAAGAGUCAUUUGGAGGAAAAACCACAUAAAUGUGCUGACUGCAGUAAGUGUUUCACAUUACAAAGUACCCUUACAGCUCAUCAGUUGUGGGCACAUGGUGGUGGCGGUGAAAUAUCAGAAAUUAUGAAAGAUAUGGCAGUAAACCUUGACUGCAUUAGAACUGAUGCUGUGCCCAUCCAUGUGACUGUGACCGAUGCCAACUUGGAGUGCAAGAAGGAAUUUGUAGAGACCCUGAAAGAGAUAGUAGAAAAUGAUGUAUACUUUAAAAACUAUGUUAUGGGCAAUUGUAAUGCAGUGUUGGGUUGUAAGUCAGAGCCUGGAAAAUGGGAAACUGUUGGCUCUCUACCGAUUCCAGAAACCUUUGAGGAUGUUGCCAUCAUUUUCUCAGAAGAAGAAUGGAAAAUGUUAAGAAAACAAGACAAGGAGCUUCACAGGGAAGUGAUGGUGCAGAACUAUGAAGCAAUGGUUUCAGUAGGUUACAAAAUUCCAGUAGAGAAACUGUUACUGCUACUUAAGGAUUAUCCUGAACUACUAAAGGGUGAUAAAAGGAGGAAAGCUGCAGCAGGCCAGAAGGAUAGUCUUGCUGGUAUCAGAUGCACAGAUGGCAUUGUGAGUUGCAUUCAGCAGCCAUCAUUUGGAACUUCCUUGUUACAUCACUCAACAGAGAAUCCUCAGCUGUGUACGAAGUUUGAGAGGGUCUCCAGCAGUGUUCAUUCUUCCCCUGUAACACAGCAUCACUCAGGACAGAACUACAGCAAGACCUCUGAACAUGCCACAGGUUUUAUGGUACCGCAAGGUGCAGUCGUACUUAAGAAAUCUCACACAGAAGAUAAAGAGAAGUCAUUCAAGUGUGAUGAAUGCAGUAAGUGUUUUUCACGGUACGGUAAUCUUGUGCAGCAUCACGCCAUUCACAGAGGGGAGAAACCAUAUAAAUGUGCUGAAUGCAAUAAGUGUUUCACAGUAAGAAGUACGCUUACAGCUCACCAACGUGUCCACACAGGGGAAAAGCCAUAUAAAUGCACUGAAUGCAACAAGUGUUUUUCACGAAAAAGUAAUUUGAUGUGCCAUCAAGCCAUUCACACAGGAGAGAAACGACAUAAAUGUGAUGUGUGCAGUAAAAGUUUCAUACAAAAAAGUGUUCUCUUAAAGCAUCAAAAGAUGCACACUGGGGAGAAACCGUAUAAAUGUGUCGAGUGCGGUAAAUGUUUCUUGCAAAAGAGUGAUUUACAAGAACACCAAAAGACUCACUCACAGGAGAAACCGUACAAGUGUAUUGAAUGUGGCAAGUGUUAUAGAGGAAAGAAAGGCCUCCUGUAUCACAGAAAGACUCACACGGGGGAGAAACCGUUUAAAUGUACAGAAUGCGAUAAGUGUUUCAUAGAACAAACUACGCUUAGAGCUCACCAAAGAGUUCACACAGGUGAAAAGCCAUUUAAAUGCCCAGAGUGCAAUAAGUGUUUUUCCCGCAGCAGUAAUUUGGUGCACCAUCAGACUAUUCACAGAGAGGAAAAGCCAUUUAAAUGUGCUGAAUGCGGUAAGACUUUCACAGUACAAAGUAGCCUUCGAGCGCACCAAAGGGUUCACACAGGAGAGAAACCAUUUAAAUGCAAUGAAUGCGGUAAGUGUUUUUCACAGAAUGGUAAUCUAAAGCAGCAUCAGUUCUGGGUACACUGCAGAUGAUGAGAAGCAGCGUCAGUUCUGGGUACACUGCAGAUGAUGAGAAGCAGCGUCAGUUCUGGGUACAGUGCAGAUGAUGAGAAGCAGCGUCAGUUCUGGGUACAGUGCAGAUGGCGAGAAGAAGAUCUUUUGCAAACAGCAAAGCUUGAAGCAGAACUGAUUUUAUGAACUUUAACUAUACCCUGUUUUAGAAAAUUGAUCCAUUCCUGUCACAUAAUAUAUAAUCAGAAAAAUAAAUAAAAAUGAAAAAAAAAAUA